Cucurbitaria berberidis CBS 394.84 is the source of this 893-nucleotide messenger RNA. RefSeq lists its product as uncharacterized. The record is from RefSeq and is a predicted model, not a curated record. The transcript has a single exon. Lineage: Eukaryota; Fungi; Ascomycota; Dothideomycetes; Pleosporales; Cucurbitariaceae. The coding region runs from base 178 to 627 and encodes 149 amino acids.
CUCGAGAUGGUCCCUUCUCCUAUCUUUUACAGUUCAAGUAUCCGUCUGCCCACGACACGAGAGCUGGAGCUGAAGGUUACAGUAGUACGAUUUGAUGGCGUGUUUCAGCACCGCUCAUCUCGCCAGUGAGCCGCCAAGGUGACGAACGCUGCAGCCAGCCGCUCAAUUGCUCAAACCAUGCCUAGAGAGAGGGGCAUAUGCUGCAAGGCCCUCUCCACUCCGACUGAACCUAAACGCGUUGACCCUGUUCCGCUGCAUGAAGCUACGCUUCACUCAAGAGAUCUUCGCUAUCUUGGACCAUUGCUGUUCCUGGCGGUUCCUACGGCACGCUACGGGCUUGUGGCGCGCGGCCCCUUUUCUGUUACAUUGCUUUGGUAUGAGCUUCAGACAGACAUAGACUACCGAUUGGGGUCUUCUGAGCCGCGUAGCCUGGAGCCAUUCCCAGGUUGCCCGUGUCUGGUACGCCCACUGCAGUCGGACGCACGUGGCCAGCAACUGCCGCAUUCCAGCUUUGCUUUAUGCGGCACUACAGCGCGUGGCUCGCAAUGCACAACAACCAUGAUUUCGGUCAUUGGCUCCUAUGAUCUAAAACGCAUUUUCGAAUCGCCACUUACUAUCGCGCGAUAGCGGUAGGUUGAGAGGGGUUUUGCAUUAUCACAUCGAAGCAUUUGAGAUCCCCACACAUACUACUUACUCGUGGAACAUCAUGGUCCCCACCAAGUCAAUACAGUGUUCCUGCCUUAUUCUGCCUCACCUUCAGAGACGGCAAAUACCACUCGAGACACCUAUAAGCCUACCAGAGACGGCCUUCGCCGCAAGCUACCUUUUCGCCAUUUCCAACAUUUCUUCGUGAAUACCCCUCCGUCCCUCGGCACGUACAUCAAGCGGUAGAU